AUGAGUUGCUUGAAGAUUAACACUGAGUUGUGCAGAGGAUGUGGUAUGUGUGCACGUGACUGCAUAGCACAAUGUCUCAAAGUGGAAAACCACAAGAUCACGAUUGUGGAAGAAGAAGCUUCAAACUGUUUUAAAUGUGGACACUGUUCUUCAAUUUGUAAAAGCAAAGCAAUCACUCUCUUUGAAAAACCACUUGAAAACGUUCCAGAAGGACAUAAAGAUGUCAUAGACGCUAUAAAGACAAGAAGAUCAACAAGAUCUUUUAAAGGCCCAAUCCCCAAAGAAGAAUUGACUGAACUUAUCAAUCUGACAAGAUUCUCCCCUUCCGCCAAGAAUUGGAGACCAAUCAAAUAUCUUAUUCCAGAAAUCGUUAAUAUCUUUGGUAACUUUUUGAGUGUCGAUUUGAUCGUCAGAAAGGCUCCACAUGUUGUUAUUGCUUACGUCGACGACUCUCAAAACGUUUGGGCAAAUGACGAUGGAACUAUUGCUUUAACCCAACUUGAACUUGCAGCAACCAACAAAGGGUAUGGCUCUCUUUGGUGUGGCUUGUUAAAGUUCAUGUUUUCGUUCAAUGAGUGUCUUGAUAUUGUUGGACUGAAAGGAAAGAAAGUGGUUGGGUGUUUAGCUAUGGGUGUUCCUUUAUACCACUACACCAGUCAAGUACCACGAGAGGAUGUCCCUAUCAUCUUUUUGGAGUAA
This is a messenger RNA of Entamoeba invadens IP1, 699 nucleotides long. RefSeq lists its product as hypothetical. Lineage: Eukaryota; Evosea; Mastigamoebida; Endamoebidae. Gene Ontology annotation, molecular function: oxidoreductase activity. The coding region runs from base 1 to 699 and encodes 232 amino acids. The record is from RefSeq and is a predicted model, not a curated record. The transcript is spliced from 2 exons.